AUACAAAGAAAGCAUUUCAUCCUUCUUUAGUUUUUGACAAUGGAACUUUCGUUUCUGUAUGCCCCAAUAUGUCCUUUUGCACAGAGAACUUGGAUACUUUUGAAGAAACUAAAAGUUCACUUUAAAGAAGUAAUCAUUGAGCUUGGAAAGGAUAACAGAGAACCUUGGUUUUUGGAACUGAACCCGUUGGGGAAGGUGCCAGUAUUACGAGUACGUGAAGCCGUAGAAGAAAAAGAAGCCAUCAUUUAUGAGUCCUUGGUUUGCAAUGAAUAUCUGAACGAAGUUUAUGCUGGAAACAAACUUCUUCCAGAACACGCUUCACAAAGAGCGUUUGCGAGGAUCCUUUCUAUCCGAGUAGAUGGCCUGAUAUCUGUUAUGUUCAAACUACUUAAGACGAAUCCAGAGGAAGAUGGUCAAGGAGAGAUCGAACUGUUGCAGCAAGUUUGCAAACAACUCCAAGUAAUUGAUGACCAAGUGAAGAACUCUGGAGGUCCUUAUUUAUUCGGAAAGAGUUGGACCCUUGCGGAUAUUGCUUACCUUCCUUUUGUAGAACGUGUUUCCUUGGUAUUGAGCCAGUUCUUCAAAAAAGAUAUUCGUCAAAUGGGUCUAUCCUAUUUCAACUUGUGGUUGAAUACCUGGGACAAGGAUCCCGACUACCUAGAAACCAAGCUUCCACUAGAUCGUUUGUUACCGGUUUACAAAAAGUAUGCUCAUGAGGGUUUGUUGAAACGAUUGGAAUAAAUAAACUAUAUACAUAAGUUUUUGGAACCUGCUUUGUAUUUAUUCUUUCU
Molecule: messenger RNA, 791 nt
Organism: Galdieria sulphuraria
Lineage: Eukaryota; Rhodophyta; Bangiophyceae; Galdieriales; Galdieriaceae
Product: glutathione S-transferase
Exons: 1
Coding region: 40-741 (233 amino acids)
Cellular component (GO): cytoplasm
Source: RefSeq, a predicted model, not a curated record